Vollenhovia emeryi is the source of this 2455-nucleotide messenger RNA. RefSeq lists its product as uncharacterized. The record is from RefSeq and is a predicted model, not a curated record. The transcript is spliced from 9 exons. Lineage: Eukaryota; Metazoa; Arthropoda; Insecta; Hymenoptera; Formicidae. Gene Ontology annotation, molecular function: protein binding. The coding region runs from base 394 to 1983 and encodes 529 amino acids.
AAUUUGACAGUCGAUUCGAUAUCAGUUCGAUAUCGAUUAACGAGUCUGGUUUUUCUCGCUGGGUUCUUUUUGCAGGAUCCUGUAGAUAAUUUAUUUCACAUUUGUGUGUUUAAAUGUAAAAAUGUUUAAAAGUGUUCGAUACAUAAAGCGCAAAUAGAAUCAAUAGUUUCAACUAUAUUAUAAUAGCAGGAAUAAUCUAAAGUCCCUCGUGCCGUACCUUUCUUAGUGCAUAUCCUACUCUAAAGGAGAGAUCCCCACUCCUUCCGCAUCAAGAGCUCUCUGGAGUCUGGAGUAGCGCAUGGAACAGUCAGUGAUGCUCUGGAAUGCAACGUGUAGUUUUGUGUGGCAACGAGUGGCGUCGAUACGCGACAGUCGUUUCGGUUGGUUCCGCUGAUGAGUGAUUACGCACUGGAGCACGUGGCACUCGCGAAUGACAAACAAAAAAUGGGAAAUAGUAUCGAUGACAACGAGAAGGUGAUAUUGAUUCUCCAAGAGGAGCGAUAUGAGAAUUUCAUCAGUUGGAUUCGCGGUGACAAAAAUGUACUUACAAAUGCGACAAGUAAUGAUUGCAAACUGCUCGAUGAUCUCUACCUCCUGUUGGAAUUGAGCGUUCUGUUUCUGGUAGACAACCUAGAGAAGGAUAUAACGGAAUUGCUUUGCCAGAAACACUUCAUGGUGCCACACCACGUACUCGACACAUGGCUUCUAACACAAGAAUUGUGUGUCCGUGAAGUUCGAGAUCUGGCCUUUGCCUUUUGCUUACAAUAUUUCACCAAACUUCCAGUCCAUGCGAUUCUUUACCUGUCGAGGGAAAACUUUGUCAAAUUAAUUGGAAAUAUUAAUAUACAAGCUUCAAAGUAUUAUUUGCGUGAUAUUAGAGAACAGUGGAUGGGACUUCAUUUUUUUGAUUUCAUUCCUAAAGAACUUAUAGAGAAUAAGUAUCCAACAGUUUUACACAGUAUUAUAUCUUGUGAAUACAGUAACCAAGAACAAUUCAUUCAUUGUUGGGAUGAACGUGAAUUUUUUGAACUAACCUCAUUCGAAUAUCCCAGAGAUAUUCUCGAACGUUGUUGCAGCACUGGUAAAAGUCUUGAGGGAGCGCAGAUUACUGGCAGAAAGUACGAUUUGUAUCUUUGCGGUGGAGAAUAUGGUAUCGGGUCAGGGAAGUUUAACAGAGAUGUUUGGCGUUAUUCUUUGAUAACUAAGAAAUGGUAUCACGAGACAAUUAUGCCAGAGCAGAGAAGGCACAUGAUUACCAUAUUAUGGAAUUCAAAAUUACUGCUUGUGGGUGGUGUAGGACAGUAUCGACAAAAGCUGCGUUCUGUUGAUAUUUAUGAUAUCUAUACAGGUGUGUGGACAUUAGGUUCUGAGGUACCUGUGCAAUUUACCAGUGUUCCUGAACAUCUCAUUUAUAAGGAUAUGUUAAUUAUAUAUCAACAUUUACCUACUGUCUAUGUCUAUUUUGCUGAUGUGAAUGUAUGGGAAGUGAAAUGUUCGACAUUUCCAAAAAUAGAUUUUACUUCAGCCGAAGUGUAUAUAAUGAUACCUACUAAUUCAUGUUACAUUGAUAUUACUGACCAAGAUGAAAUAGCUUUAAAAACUAUCACGGAUACAUGUGGUGUACAAAAUUGUAAUGAUGUACUAAUCGACAGCAUUAUUCCUAUCGACACUGAUAGCAGAAAACCAAAGAAGAAAUUCUCAGAUUCCCAGUUACGUUAUACAUUUCAUGCACAAUGCUCGACAAGGACAAAUAACUUCGACCUAAUUCCAUUCUUCAGCCACGAUAAAGACAAACCAACUGUAGUAAUAUGUAGAGAACACUAUAAGGGUCCUGAGGCACAAGUGUUACAUUUGUUACACUUUCAUAGUAUACCCAUCAAAAAUCCAAGUAAGUUCCGUUCUUUGAUUUUCACCAAAUCUUCCAAAACAUUUUUUAAUCUACUUCAUCCAGCUUACUUAUACACAACAAGCCUGGGUUUUUGAUAGAAAUAUUUAGUUAUUCGAUAUAUAGUAUAAUCUCGCUAAUCCAGCCCUUCGCUUAUUCGACACGUCCAGUAAUUCAGUAUUACACGAGCUUCCGCGGCUUCCUACGCGGUGUCUACAAUGAGAUGUUAAGACGUGUAAAAUUUUGAGUAAGAAAUUGACUCAGAGUGAGUCGAAUAAUCGAAUCGCUUUCGGAGCAAAAUGACCAAUUUUAAAUAUAAAACUAUUUUUUAAACAACAAACUGUUUUGUACCAAAUAUUAAUAUACAACAAUAUACAUAAUUAUGUAUUAUAUAACGAUUUCAUGUAUUAUUGUAUUUAUAUCCCAUACAUUCCAGUUAUCCGGCACUAUCUGGUAUCUAAUAGAAUUAAUGAGAUUAUACUUUAAUAUACUUAAUAAUUGUAAAAACUUUGCAUAUACAAAUACUUUUCAUCUAUGUAAUUUUAUGUAAAAUAAAUUUUCUGUUGUCUA